UUCUUAACAGAUGAUCAGAAGAUAACCUUAUCAAAUAUCAAAGACAUUAUUGUCGACCAAAUCAAUUCCUGGAAUGUUCAAAAACUGCGUGCCCAAGUUGGUUGGCCUGUACCACCUGACUUAGAUGUCCUUCAACCAUUUUGUGAAAAGAUUGCUCUGUUGCUCUUGAAACAAAUGCAACAAAUGAAGCAGUUCUGGGAAGUUGAGUCGUUAAAUUAUUUUGAAAGAAUAUACAAUGAAACAAAAAGAACUUUUGCUGCAUUUAUCAAAAGAUGCCUUGUAAUUGAAAAACAGCCUUCAUCAAUUGUAGUUAAGGGUACCAAUGGCAAACACAUAGAAGUCUCUCUGAGACUCCUAUUGGGGAAAAGGUUUUUCCAGGAGAUAUCCUACUUUCCAGACAAUGUUACUUGCAGCCUUCACUUGUAA
Exaiptasia diaphana is the source of this 426-nucleotide messenger RNA. RefSeq lists its product as uncharacterized. Gene Ontology annotation, biological process: signal transduction; regulation of DNA-templated transcription. The annotation marks the transcript as partial. NCBI's taxonomy places the organism in Eukaryota, Metazoa, Cnidaria, Anthozoa, Actiniaria, Aiptasiidae. The record is from RefSeq and is a predicted model, not a curated record. The transcript has 5 exons.